Molecule: messenger RNA, 1130 nt
Organism: Cyprinus carpio (common carp)
Lineage: Eukaryota; Metazoa; Chordata; Actinopteri; Cypriniformes; Cyprinidae
Product: olfactory receptor 51I1-like
Biological process (GO): G protein-coupled receptor signaling pathway
Cellular component (GO): membrane
Molecular function (GO): olfactory receptor activity; G protein-coupled receptor activity
Source: RefSeq, a predicted model, not a curated record
UGUCAGAAAUAUGGUUGUCUAUAUAAGACUAAUGUGUUUCACUGUCCUUCGUGAUUGACUUCACUUGAAUGUAGUCUCUUCUACUGCAUGAGGUGAGAAACAUUAAUUGUGUUGUCUGUCAAGUUAUAUUAUAAAGAUAUUUUUGGGUAAUUUUAUAUUAAUCUUUACUUUUUCAUAGUUUUGACAGGGUCAUAAUGGAGAACAUAUCCAUCGUAGUCAGUUUUGAGCUGACCCUGGAUCCAUUUUCCAUCCCUCCAGGAGCAAAAUAUCCCAUAUUUCUCUUUGGCAUCUUCAUUUAUAUGUUUGGUGCUUUUUGUAAUCUCACCCUGUUGCUCCUUAUUAUUCUGACACAAAGUCUCCACAAGCCAAUUUACUUCAUUUUGCUUAGCCUCCCUCUGAAUGAUUUUGUGGGAAUUAAUUUCAUGCUUCCCAAGGUUCUCUCUGACAUUGUGACGGAAACCAAUAAUACAUACUAUCCCCUUUGUGUGCUCCAGGGUUUUCUGCUCCAUAUAUAUGGAGGUGGUGUUUUGUUCACCCUGGCAGCCAUGGCUUUUGAUCGCUAUAUUGCCAUUUGUAUGCCAUUGCGAUAUAAUACUCUGAUGACACCCAGAGCUGUUAUGACGAUUGUGGCUCUUGCAUGGGGGGUUGACUUUUUAUUCAUUUGUACACUGUUUUCCUUGCAGGGAAUGCAGUCAAGAUGUAGAUCUCAUAUUGUGAGUGCGUUUUGUGAUAAUCCUUCACUUGUUAAGCUGGCCUGUGGUAAUACUAUAGUUAACAACAUUUUUGGCUUAUUUACAACAGCCAUGAUACAGAUUAUUAGUGUUUCCAUUCAGGUGUUUUCCUAUGUGAAGAUUUUGAUUACCUGCUUGGUUACAAGUAGGUCUGACACAAAGAGCAAGGCCAUCAACACCUGUGUUGCUCAACUGGUCAUUUUCAUCAUGUUUGAAAUUGUUGUGAUUUUCUACAUCCUGUCCCACAGGUUCUCAAAUAUUAAUGCAAAUCUGCAGAAAGUUAUGGGAAUGCUUAUUUUUUUGGUGCCUCCUGUUAUGAAUCCAAUUGUUUAUGGACUGAACAGCCAUGAAAUACGAAAACAUUUCCUUAAAAUCUUUCACAGAAAAAUCUCUGUUUAA